GAUUCGCUGGAAGGGAGGGCCUGGGCUCCCUUCCUGCAGAGUCCUCUCAGCAGCUGGUCCCAGGCACCCGUAGGGAAAGGGCGGGCCCGGGGUGCAAACUGAAGGUGGGGCAAGGACCAGGCUGCCUCGUCAGUCCUCCAGCCACCUCUUCUUCCCCCGUUGGCCCUGCAGACUGUCCUGCGCUAACUCCAGCCUUUGUUGUUUUCUGGUUCCAUUUUAGGAGAGGCUCCACUUGACUGAGUAGUUUGAAGGAGGUGGGAUGCAGGAGCUGCAUCUGCUGUGCUGGGCGGUCCUCCUGGGCCUGGGCCAGGCCUGCCCUGGGCCCUGCGACUGUAGGGAAAAGUGUGGCUUCCAGAUCAUCGACUGUUCCUACCGUGACCUGGAGGCUGUGCCGCCCGGCUUCCCGGCCAAUGUGACCACACUGAGCCUGUCGGCCAACCGGCUGCUCCACUUGCCGGAGGGCGCCUUCAGGGAGGUACCCCAGCUGCAGUCGCUGUGGCUGGCACACAACGAGAUCCGAACGGUGGCCGCCGGCGCCCUGGCCUCUCUGGGCCAGCUCAAGAACCUGGACCUCAGCCACAACCUCAUCUCUGACUUUGCCUGGAAUGACCUGCACAACCUCAGCGCCCUCCAGUUGCUCAAGAUGGACAGCAACGAGCUGACCUUCGUCCCUCGCGAUGCCUUCCGCAGCCUGCGUGCCCUGCGCUCGCUGCAGCUCAACCACAACCGCUUGCACACGCUGGCCGAGGGCACCUUCGUGCCGCUCACCUUGCUGUCCCACCUGCAGAUCAACGACAACCCUUUCGACUGUACGUGCGGCAUCAUGUGGUUCAAAACGUGGGCCCUGACCACGACGACUGUGUCCAUCUCAGAGCAGGACAAAAUCACCUGCGCAUCGCCCCACCUGCUCAAGGGCACACCGCUGAACCGCCUGCUGCCACUGCCGUGCUCGGCGCCGCUGGUGCAGCUCACCUACCAGCCCAGCCAGGACGGUGCUGAGCUGCAACCUGGCUUCGUGCUGGCGCUCCACUGUGACGUGGAGGGGCAGCCGGCGCCCCAGCUUCACUGGCACAUCCAGACGCCUGGCGGCACGGUGGAGAUCGCCAGCCCCAACGUGGGUGCCGAUGGGCGUGCCCUGCCUGGCUCUCCGGCAGCCAGCAGCUGGCCGCGUUUCCAAGCCUUUGCCAACGGCAGCCUGCUCAUCCCCGACUUUGGCAAGCUGGAGGAAGGCACCUACAGCUGCCUGGCCACCAACGAGCUGGGCAGUGCGGAGAGCUCAGUGAACGUGGCACUGGCCACGCCGGGCCAGGGUGGUGAGGACGCCCUGGGACGCAGGUUCCGCGACAAAGCGGCCAAGGGCACGGGCUGCUAUACAGUGGACAACGAGGUACGGCCGCCAGGCCCCGAGGACGACGUGGUCAUCAUCUAUCUCGGCCGGACCAAGGGCCCGCAGGCGGCAGCCGUGGGGCACCGGGCGGCAGGGCAGCAGUCCGUGCGCCUGCUCCUGCUGGGCCAGAGCCUCCUGCUCCUCUUCCUCACCUCCUUCUAGCCCCCGCCCUACCCAGCUGGGCUGGAGUAGCCCCAGGGCCUCCCUGACUCCUCCCCUGACCUGUGAUGUCCCUGCAGGGGCCUGCUGGGGGGCGACUUCCGAGGCCUGCGUGGGGGACAGACACAUCUUCCUACCUCCCCUUCUCAUCUCUUCUGGAACACUCACCACCCCAACUUCAGAUUUGCUCAAAGCUAGUGACGAGGACAGACCUGAUCCCGUAACUCACCACGUUGCCUGUGCUCCCCUACGGGGGCAGCUGCUAACAGGGCGGCGCCCAAACCACCGGGCAAAGCCUCACUGAUGGGAUUCCAGGCACCGGACUGACCAGCGGCGAAGGCUAGGGCUUGGGGCCUGGCGGGGAGGUAGCCUGCAGCACACAGGGCACAGGAGAGAGGGAUGGGUGGCGGGGCAGUGACUCGGUGGCCCGAGGCUCUCAGAGACCGGCUUGAGCUCCUGCUGCCUCUUGGUGCUCUCUGAUGGCUCGGGGCUCCGGAGUCUCUGCCCUCAUCUCAGGCAGGACUGAGGGUUCAGGAUGGCCUUCCUCUCCUCUCACCCUUCCUCCCUCAGCCUGCGCCCCUCCAUCCUGGACACCUAUCCUGCCUUUCUCUCCAAGUAUACAUCGAUAGCCUGCCACUCCGAAGAGGCCAGCCAGGCUGGGGGCAGCAGAGAAAUAAACGGCCU
Molecule: messenger RNA, 2230 nt
Organism: Rhinolophus ferrumequinum (greater horseshoe bat)
Lineage: Eukaryota; Metazoa; Chordata; Mammalia; Chiroptera; Rhinolophidae
Gene: ISLR
Product: immunoglobulin superfamily containing leucine rich repeat
Exons: 2
Coding region: 260-1549 (429 amino acids)
Molecular function (GO): protein binding
Source: RefSeq, a predicted model, not a curated record